Molecule: messenger RNA, 1737 nt
Organism: Archocentrus centrarchus (flier cichlid)
Lineage: Eukaryota; Metazoa; Chordata; Actinopteri; Cichliformes; Cichlidae
Product: GTPase IMAP family member 9-like
Exons: 2
Coding region: 57-1025 (322 amino acids)
Molecular function (GO): GTP binding
Source: RefSeq, a predicted model, not a curated record
AGACUGCAAAGGGAGCACGCUUGAUAAAUCAACUAGAAAACAAACAAUAAAUAAAGAUGGAUAGCAAACCUGCAUUAACUUAUGUAAAGGCAGACCUCAGGAUUGUACUUGUUGGGAAAACUGGAAUUGGGAAGAGUGCAGCAGGAAACACCAUCUUAGGAAAAGAUGCUUUUAAAUCUGAGCUGUCUUCUUCCUCAGUGACAGAAGUUUGUGAGAAAAAGAAAGGAGAGUUUGGUGGUCUUACAUUGGAUGUAAUUGAUACUCCAGGAUUGGGUGACACAAAUAAAUCUGAAGAGCGGGUUAGGGAAGACAUUGCUCGAUGCAUGUCCUUUGCUGCUCCUGGACCUCAUGUUUUUCUGGUUGUGCUUCAGCCAACAAGAUUCACAAGUGAAGAACAAAAAUCAGUGAAAAUCAUUCAGGCAAUGUUUGGAAAAGAGGCAGAAAGUUACACCAUGGCCUUGUUUACUCAUGGAGAUGAGCUGAAGAAAAGAAGUGCCUCCAUAGAAAAAUUAAUUAAUGGUAAUCCAGAUCUGCGUCGCUUCAUCAGUCAGUGUCACAGGGAUUAUCAUGUUUUUGACAACGAUGACAAGGAUCCCUCUCAGGUCAGAGAGCUGCUGCAGAAGAUCAACACAAUGGUUCAAAGAAAUGGAGGAGGCUACUACACCAACGAAAUGUUCCAAGAGGCUGAGAGAGCCAUAAAAAAAAAGCUUGAAGAACUUCUGAGAAAAGAUCCAAACAUGGACCCUAAAGAAGCAAGAAAACAGGCAGAGGAAGACAACUCCUUUGUUCAGGCUGUUUUAAAGGGUGCUGCUAUUGGAACUGCUGUUGGAGGUGUGUGUUUAGCCGCUGCUGGAGCUGCUGCUGCUGGAGCUGCUGCUGCUAGAGCUGUUGCUGUUGGAGCAGCUGCUGCUGGAGCUGCUGUCGGAGCUGGUGUUGGAGCUGGUGUUGGAGCUGCAUAUGCCGGGGUUCCAACACAAGAUAUAUAUUUCAGAGUGAAAGAUGCAGCAGGAUGCAUCAUACAGUGAUACACAAGUGUUCAGUUAGCUGCAGCCCAUUCCAGUCAUAUGGAAAUUUUAGAAUAACACAGUGUUGUAUAUUUUGAUGACAUCUUGUUUAGCUUUUCUGGUCUGUCGACUGUAUCAUCUUUAAAAUCAGGUUGAUUUCUAAUAGUUUUACAGAUUAUCGUCUUAUUUCAUUAAUUAUAAAUGAGAUUGAAGGGAUACUUUUGAUUUAAUUUUUUUUAAAUCUACAACCAUUAAAAUAUAAUUUUGUUGUAUGUCAGCAGAAGACAGUGGGGACACUGCAUUUAUCUGAAUUAUGUACCAGUAUUCAAAAGCAAGAACUGAUUGAUAACAAUUAUUUUUUGUAGGUUGUUAGAAGAGGUUUUGCUCUUUUUGUUUUGAUUAAAAGUCAGGACAAUCGUGACAUUUUGUGCCUUUCCUGUACUUCAUGUCAAAUAAAAUAUGAUGAUGCCAAAUGACAAUCUGUAUCAGGACCUUUGUUACACAACAUUAUUAAAAGCAUCAACAUGCAGGCUGUGUUCUGUAUCACUUUGUGUUUUUUCUCUUUCCUUUUUCUGUCACUUCACUACACAGGGUAAUGGGUGAGACGACGUUAUUUGUUGUUUCUAAUAUCAUUCAGACCCUCACAUACAUGCCUUGUUUGUUCCACUGAUGGGCUCAAAGCAAACAGGAUGCUGCAGACCAAUGUUUUGUCCAAAUGUGUCACUUUGUCUUA